GUUUUAUGGGUGCUAAUAAAUUACUUGGAUUAUAGUGCCUUUAAACAUGUGUUGACUUGAUUAGAACGUUUUUAAGAACAGCGAACAUCGAGAAUAUCAUGAGACGUUCUUAUGUUUGUGCUGAUAAGUUUAAAAUUCUUUGAAAAUACAAUUAAUGAGUGACCAAACACUGUUUUUAAUAAGCAUCUAGGAACUCGAAAACUUACUUACUUUUCUUUUCGAUAAUAUCAACAUUAGCUAGUUAUUUAACAGCUAUACUUAAAAAAUUAAAAAAAAAUCUUUUUUUUAAUACCGGUGAGGUAAUGAAGGAGAUUACUAUUACAAUCCUUUUAAAAUAUUAUUGCUUGAACGUACAAAACUAAACUCUUAUUGGAUGGUUGCCUAUCAAAAUAAAAUUUUAGUCUUACUUUUUGUUAAUUGUUUCUAAAUGUCAAGUUUAGUGUACUUUUUGUUAUUGUUGUGUUAUUUUUUUUCUCAAAUUCGGCACGCUUACUUUUGACUGUGUGUUAAUGAUUUCCUUUUUCGAAAUUUUAAUAUUUCUUCUUGUGACAAUUUUUUGCAUGUGUGGAAAAAUUGUUUUUUUUUGUCUUUAUUCCUGACCUUUAGUCGUCUGUUUGUUUUCGAUAUUAUUUUCAUUGUGUUAUGAAUGUGUUAUAAGGGAUAAAAAUAUAAAAAAUAUCGUCUUUAAUUUGUCGACUUUGAGACUCAAGUAAUGUCUCAUUCUAAUUUUAUUUUAUAAUUUUUUAAAACAAAAACAAUAAAAGAACUCUGUUAACAACGUUACCAUGCGUCGUGUUAUAGGUACGAACAAGUCUCAUAGAUAAGAUAUCAAAAGAAUAAUAGAUACAUGUCUUUUAAAAUGUAAGAAAACUAUUUUUUAAAAAAAAUUUACUGCAUCAUACCUAUUCUUUGAAUGACAAAUUUAUUUCUUGAUGACGAAAAUGCAUUUUUAGUUUAAUCUUUGUUUUCUUAUUAAAUAAUAAGUAAAGAAAUAAGAAAUUCAGAACAAGAUUUUCUCCUUGUUUUUUAUUGCGGGUGUUGUCCUUUAUUUAAUGUGUUUGACAAGUGCAUGGUAUUGUCUAGUUCUCUGUGUUAUGAUCUAACCAAUAUAUACUGUUGUUGUUAUUGUUGUAAUGGCAGUGGCGGUUGCGGUUGUGGUGGUAGUGUUGAUGUUGUCGUUGUUUUAUUUCUAAGCUUAAUAUUUGUUAUUUCUCACUGUAUUAAGUUAUUUCUCACUGUAUUUUUCGAAAAAUACUUGAAUACCGUCGUCGAAAUUUAAUCAAUGUAAUUGUGCCAGCCAUGUUAACUAAUAAUUAUUACUACUUCAUCAGAUGUUACUGCAAAUGAAGCUUUUUGCCUUGUUUAAUCAAUGUAUUCCAAUUAAAACUCUUAGACGGUUCGUCUUGUUAAGUAAGAAUAAGCUGAUAAGUUCGACUUGAUUUUAGAUCGCGAUAAAUAAUGGAUUCAGAAGCAUCGCACACUGCAAUGCCCGUCUUAGAGAAAAUGGAAGUGAAGAUAGAAGAACAAGUGAAAGUAGAAAGUGAACGCCCACCUCAACCCCGUGCAAACCUACAAAGCCGUUUACAAUCGAACAAGCACGACCAAGCCUUCUUAUGUGUAGUGUGUACGGAUCGGGCGUCUGGAUACCACUACGGUGUGCCUGCAUGCGAGGGGUGUAAAGCGUUUUUUAAAAGAAGCCUGCAGUCGAAAGACUUAAACUACAAAUGUCCAGCAUCAAGUAAUUGUACGAUCGAUCGUAUGAGUCGGAAAUGUUGUCAAGCCUGUCGGUUAAAGAAAUGCCACGACGUUGGCAUGUCGAAAGAAUUUCUUGGCAACAAAAUCAAAAGACCAAAACAAGAAAAGCAACAAAAACCGCGUCGAAAAUCUGAUAAAUCGAGUCCGGAAGGUUUUGUUGAAAGUUCUACGAAUGCUCAAGAAAUUGAGAUCGAAAAUGCUAUUCAAAGUUUAACCUCUCUUCAUGCGGAGUUGUAUUUGAAGCCUGAAGAUUGUACCAUUGAAACGAGAACUCUCACUCAGAAAUUUAGUUGGACGGUCGACCAACAGCUGGUUCACAUAAUAGACUGGGCAAAACAGCUGCCAGGCUAUUGCAAUCUGGUCAUAAGCGACCAGGCUAUAUUAUUACAAGCAGCGUGGGUGGAUUUGCUCGCAUUAAAUUGGGUGUAUCAUUCGGUGUAUGUUGAAGAGGCUAUAAAAUUUUCAAAAUUCUUUUCCAUAACGUACAAUGAAGCCAGAGAACUUGGUUGUGAGAAUAUAUAUUGUCAAAUUUUUUCCUUGGCAAAUCGAGCAAAAAAAUACAAUAUGGACGAAGAGGAGAUUGCUUGUCUAAAAGCUAUCAGUCUCACGAACGCUGAAUCAAGUAGUUUAGCUGGGCCUGAAAAAGUGAACGAUUUGAUCACAACAUUUUCAUCCACUCUUCAAUACUACACAAACAGUCGCCAUCGUGAAAAUCCGCAAAAAUUUGCAAAGCUUGUGUUAAUACUUCCUCAACUGAAAUACAUGGUUAAUCAAGUCAUAGAAUAUUUAUAUACAAUGAAAAUGAACAAUUCAAGUGAAUCGAACUUGUCGGAUUUGGUCAUUGAAAUGCUCGAAGCUAAGCAGCGGCUGUAAUAGCCGUGCCGUUAUUUCACAUGCAAUCAAAAUAAUUUCUAAAUUUGUACAUACAGUUUUUAAAAGAAGCAAUAUGGAAUUUAUAUGUACUAUACACUCAAAUAGUUCUGUUUAAACAAUACGUGGUUCGUAUUAAUCUUGACACAGAGACAGUGUUCAAGGAGAACAAGAAACCUCUACACAAGAGAUGUAUCAAUAAUUUUCGCUGGCUGGAACUUGUUAAUAUUCUUUUUAGCGACACUUAAUGUUUUUAUUUUAUAGUUAAAUUCUAGGAUCAAAAUAAGCAAAAAUUCUGCUUGUGGUUGGCGAAAUUUUUCAUGUGUAUUGUAUCGAAUGAUUUCACCUCGAAGCUUAGUCACCAUUUGGUUAAAUAUUCACUGUUACUGUAACUUAUUGAAACUCUCACGCUUUUUGUGCGAAAAUUAAUUGUUGUAUUAAAGAGUCAAUUCAAACACGAUCAGCAAAAUUAAAAAAGCUUAUUUUGUCCGGAAUAUUUCGCCCAGUAGAGAUUCGGCUGUGUAGCUACUCUGUAAAAUAUGUAAAUAACUUUUCUGUAUGGAUAUAUUAAUUGACGAUCGAACGGCAUAAAAUAUUGACAAAUAA
Messenger RNA from Hydractinia symbiolongicarpus, 3231 nucleotides. Its product is annotated as steroid hormone receptor ERR2-like. Gene Ontology annotation, biological process: regulation of DNA-templated transcription. Bases 1459 to 2628 code for a protein of 389 amino acids. Gene Ontology annotation, molecular function: DNA-binding transcription factor activity; sequence-specific DNA binding; zinc ion binding. The transcript is spliced from 3 exons. The record is from RefSeq and is a predicted model, not a curated record. NCBI's taxonomy places the organism in Eukaryota, Metazoa, Cnidaria, Hydrozoa, Anthoathecata, Hydractiniidae.